AUGGCCUCGAUAGCAAAACAUCACCAAAAGGCCGCAAGACACUCAUUUCGGCGACAAACAUGGGGAAAUGGGUUUUUUUGUCGACGAGUUCGUGCUUCACUGGAUCCCUGCCCUGUUGAGUUCCUUCUUGGUGUCGAACCCAUGCCUCGAUUGCAGUUUGACCUCGAACGCAACGCGAACGCACGCGAAGAGCGGAGUCACCGCGACAAUGAACUCGAAGAAGAGUCUGAAACUCUCAAUAGAGCGUGA
Molecule: messenger RNA, 249 nt
Organism: Sporothrix schenckii 1099-18
Lineage: Eukaryota; Fungi; Ascomycota; Sordariomycetes; Ophiostomatales; Ophiostomataceae
Exons: 1
Coding region: 1-249 (82 amino acids)
Source: RefSeq, a predicted model, not a curated record